CUUACUCCACUUCUUCUUUCUCUCUCUCACUUUCUCUCUCUUCUGCAACCCAAAAAAGAGCAGUGUCUCUCUCUCUGUCUCUCUAAAAAGCAGCCACUUUCUCUCUCUAAAGCUUUUCGCUCACUCUUUCUUUCUCUCCAAGCGCCAGAAGCGUGGUUCUAGAUCGAGUCAGUUCCUGGUUUUCUGUGAUUUUACUCGGAAGGUCCUUCGGUCAUGGCCAUGAAAAUUUGAGGAACUGCUUUUGGGGUGAGAGAAUGCGGAGCAAGAGGUGAGGUUUUAUGAUUAGAAGUUUAAUUGUGGUGUCAAUUUUUGAGCAUGGGGGCUGCUUGUUGUGUGGCUGUUAAGGAGAAGACUAUAACAAAUGGGUCGACUAGUGAAAUUUUGCAUCGGAACAUUCGAUGUUCCCCAACAUGGAGCUUUCGAUGGGAUCAUAGAGGACGGGUUGCUGGAGAAGAGACUUCAAUGAGUUGGUUUUCUGAUGGGGUCAGCAGGAAUGAUGGAUCUGAAUCUAAAUUUGAAUCAGCAUAUGUUUCAGAGGAAGGAAGUCCAUUAGAACAUUCUCGAAGGCGUACAUCCCAGAAGUCCUCAUUUUCAGAGGGAGCUGCUGGGCAUUCAAGAACUCCUGCCUCAGAUAAACCUAUUAGAAGGAAUGCUUCAAUGGAUGCAAGUCUAGAACAGCCAAAGGAGUUAACUGAAUCUCCUACAGUCUCGUAUCCAUCUCCUGCAAAGUUAUCAGUUUCAUUACCAUCUACUUCAUCCUUUGCUGCAUCCCCUUUGUCAUCCCAAGGACAAGUUCUUCCAGCCAACUCAACCCCUUCGAGGUGGCCUCGGCAUUCUCCUGUACAUCAGCUGUCAAGGCAAGAAUCUGACACACAAAUCCCAGGGUUUAAAUCACCAAAUAGCUAUUCUGUUUCUGAAGAAAGGGCAGCUCUUCCCUCUUGGAGCAAUGAAUCAACUAGGGGCUCCCGAGGAGGGUCUUCAGAUGGUUGGUCCAUGAAUGCAUUUUCUGAGCUCAUGGCUAAUUCCAAUAGAGAAAGGUGGUCUUUUGAUAGUGAGUCAUUUGGUUUUAACCGUGAAAAGAUGACUAGAGCUGGUAGCCGAAUUUUAGCCUCUCCUUCUGCUGAUUUGCAAUCGUGUGGUGUUUGCUCAAAGCUUUUGACUGAGAGAUCUUUAUGGAGCAGCCAAAAGAUUAUUGCUUGUAAUGAGCUCUCUGUUGUUGCUGUCUUAGUUUGCGGUCAUGUUUAUCAUGCUGAGUGUCUGGAAAAUAUGUCACCUGAAAUUGACAAAUACGAUCCAGCUUGUCCAAUUUGUACUUUUGGGGAGAAACAGACCCAUAAAUUGUCAGAGAAAGCAAUAAAACAUGAAAUAGAUUCAAAGGCUAAAAACAGGAGAUUGAGGAACCGGGUUGUGGAUCUUGACGGUGAUACUGUCGUGUUUGAUCAAUCUAAAAGCAGUGGAAAUCAUGGAAAAGGUCCGAUAAUGGCAUCCAGUUCCAGCAUGAAAAGCUCCCUGGGGAAGCCUUUUCUGAGGCGCCACUUCUCAUUUGGUUCAAAGAGUGCUCGAGCCCUAUCAGAUAACCAUGCUCCCAGAAAGAAGGGUUUUUUCUGGGCCAAAUCAAGCAAGAUGUGAGCUAUACUUGAAAGCUUUUUGUGGGAGGUUAGCAUCUCUCUUCUCCCACACAGUAUUGCUUACACCAGUAGAUUAAACACAGUAGAGAUUCUUACUUGUUGCUUGGAUAAUUAAUUAGUUCACACGCGUCGGUAUCUUAUUGUCCCCCUCGGCUUUGUUGGGAACUGAGCUAUGUUGUUGAGCUAAAGUUAUGAUUUUAUCAAAGUUUACAAUUGGUCAAUGAGACCCGAGAUUGUGAAGAAUUCAGAAGUCAUUUAUUCAUCUCUGAAAACAAGAAACAAAAAAACUUGCAUUAGCUUACAAACUCAGAAUUCAACUUGUGGGACUACACUGUAAAGUUUGUUCGAAAGAAAAAGAAAGAAAAAGUAUUCUAUAGAAGAAACAGUUCUUUAUUAUAGUGGGGGAAAACCAAAUGAAAAAUGGGUCUUAAAGUAGAGAGUUGAAUCGGUUUUCAUGGGAUUUGUAAUCUCAUUCAUGUAUGUAUAUAUAUAUAUAUAUAUUAAUUUGUUUCAUGCCCGCUCACGCAUGCAUGAUCUUUAUUAAAAUGAACCUUUUGUGUAGGUCAUGAACCUUUUGACCAAGGACUACUAAAUAUGCCUUUUCUAUCUA
Humulus lupulus (European hop) is the source of this 2238-nucleotide messenger RNA. RefSeq lists its product as uncharacterized. Bases 316 to 1629 code for a protein of 437 amino acids. The record is from RefSeq and is a predicted model, not a curated record. NCBI's taxonomy places the organism in Eukaryota, Viridiplantae, Streptophyta, Magnoliopsida, Rosales, Cannabaceae. The transcript has 4 exons.